AUGGGUAGAUUUAUUGGUGCUCCGAGAGGGCAGACACGUUACAGAGACCCCGUGACCCACCAGAUGACCCCGGCGUUGUACCGGGUGCGGGCGCCGUUCUUCAAGAAGAACAUGAUCGGCCUCGCCAUCUUCAGCGCUAUCCCGUUGGCGGUGUACUACUACACGUGGCAGCAGCUUUCCAAGGACGAGUUUAGCGAUAUCCCCAUCCCGCCGCUUUCUGAUUCGGAAAUUGAAAAGUUGAAACAAGAGUACGAAGCCAAGGAUAAAAACUGA
This is a messenger RNA of Diutina rugosa, 273 nucleotides long. RefSeq lists its product as uncharacterized. Gene Ontology annotation, biological process: mitochondrial respiratory chain complex IV assembly. Bases 1 to 273 code for a protein of 90 amino acids. Gene Ontology annotation, cellular component: mitochondrial inner membrane. The record is from RefSeq and is a predicted model, not a curated record. The transcript has 2 exons. NCBI's taxonomy places the organism in Eukaryota, Fungi, Ascomycota, Pichiomycetes, Serinales, Debaryomycetaceae.